Molecule: messenger RNA, 1305 nt
Organism: Miscanthus lutarioriparius
Lineage: Eukaryota; Viridiplantae; Streptophyta; Magnoliopsida; Poales; Poaceae
Source: the annotation of a GenBank genome assembly
AUGGAGCCUACCAAUCAACCGUUUACUUUGCGUUCAAUUCUUGAGAAAGAUAAGUUGAAUGGAACAAACUAUGCGGAUUGGAUCCACAACCUGAGAAUUGUUCUCAGGGAGAAAAAGGAAGAUAUUCUAGACACCCCAUUACCUGUAGAGCCUGCUGAUAAUGCACCUGCUGCUGAGAAAAACGCUUACAAGAAGGCAUGUGAUGCUGAUCUUGAAGUGAGUUGCCUUAUGCUUGCUUGUAUGGAAACAGAUCUGCAGAUGCAGUUUGACAACAACCAUGCAGCGUACGAUAUGAUCGUGGCGCUCAAUGAUAUGUUCCAGACUCAAGCCAGGACUGAAAGGUUCAAUGUCUCAAAGGCUUUUGUUGAAACCAAGCUAGCAGAGGGCGCAGCAGUAGGGCCACAUGUGAUCAAGAUGGUUGGUUACACUCAGAGGUUGGAGAAGCUAGGCUUCCCAAUUGGCCUAGAGUUGGCUACUGAUUUCAUUCUCGCGUCUCUUCCACCUAGCUAUGGGAACUUCAUCUCGAACUACCAUAUGCAUGGGGCAGAAAAGGGCUUGAAUGAAUUGUGUGGCACGCUUAAAACUACAGAGGCUGAUAUCAAGAAAGGUGCUGGCAGUAGCCAUGUGAUGGCGGUCCAAAAUAAGCCCCGAUUUAAAAAGAGGGGCAGUUCUUGGAAGAAGAAGAAGGGCAAGGCUAAAGGUGAGGCUAAAGGUGAGAACUCUAAGCCAAACCCACCUGCACCCAAGGCUGGACCAACUGCUAACACUGAAUGCUAUCAUUGUAAGGGGAAAGGUCACUGGAAGAGGAACUGCAAGCUGUACUUAGAAUCCAUGAAGGAUAGCGGCGGUAAAGGUCAUAUAAGUGAGAAUCGCAUGAAGAGGCUCCAUGCUGAUGGGCUUUUAACUUCGUUUGAUUUUGAAUCAUACGAGACAUGUGAGGCUUGUUUGCUAGGGAAGAUGACCAAGGCGCCUUUCAUAGCUGAUGAGCGCAAUCGUAUGAGUAAGGUUCCAUACGCCUCGGCAAUUGGUUCCAUCAUGUACACCAUGAUAUGUACACGUCCAGAUGUCUCAUAUGCUCUAAGUGUUGCGAGCAGGUACCAAGCAAAUCCAGGUGAGAGUCACUGGACACUUGCUAAAAACAUUCUUAAGUACUUGAGAAGGACUAGAGAUGUGUUCCUAGUCUAUGGAGGUGAGGAAGAGCUCAUUGUAAAUGGUUACACCGAUGCUAGCUUCCAAACUGACACGGAUGAUUCACAGUCUCAAUCAGGAUAUGUGUUCACAAUAAAUGGUGGUGCGGUUAGCUAG